ACUUCCCUCCUCCGGCCUCUGCAGCUCUGGUCUACUUUCCAAGUUUUCAUUUCUGUGUCUCUCUCGGCGACACAGAGUGAGGCGGAGACCGAUUCCACCGUCAUGAGUGAACACGAAGAGACCAUUGGGGCUGAAAAUGAUAGUAGCAAGCGUAAGCUCGAAGACAGUAUUCAGGUUGCCAAGCAGAGAGCACAAGAACUCGCCUCCCGACUCGUCACCGACGCUGAGUCCAAGCGUCCUCGACUCAGCGACUCCCCUGACCCCUCGCCUCUCCCAGCUCCCAUCCCUGCCCCUUCUUACCCUGUUUCUUAUGCUGCUCCGCCAAGUCAGUAUACAAGUUUACAAGGCACAACUAAGAAAAUCUCUAUUCCAAAUGGAAAGGUUGGCGUGGUUAUAGGGAAAGGAGGAGAAACUAUAAACUACCUUCAACUUCAGUCAGGAGCUAAAAUCCAAAUAGCAAAGGACUCAGAAGUUGAUCCUCAUUCACUGACAAGGGAUGUAGAACUGAUGGGUACUUCAGAACAAAUUAGUAGGGCAGAACAGUUAAUCAAUGAUGUAAUUGCGGGGGCAGAUGCUGGGGGUUCUGCUUCCUCUACUCAGGGUUUGAAUUCAAUGCAACCUGGAGCUAACCAGUUCGCAAUGAAAGUUCCUAACAACAGGGUUGCUUUGCUCAUUGGCAAGGGUGGUGAGACUAUAAAGACUAUACAAAGCAGGUCAGGUGCUCGUAUGCAGAUUAUCCCCCUACGCCUCCCUCCUGGUGACACAUCAACAGAGAGAACAGUAUAUAUAAAUGGUUCAGAUGAGCAGAUUGAGGCAGCUAAAGAAUUGGUUGAUGAAAUUAUUAGUGGGAAACGAAUCACUAAUACAUAUGGACCUAGCAGCUACAUGCAACCAGCAUACCCUCCUCCCAGUAAUGUGGUCUCACAAGGACAAUUUGGACAACCUGGCGCACAACAGCAGCCACAAUAUGGAUACACACAACCUGACGCACAGUUUACAUCUCCAUACUACAGUAACUAUUCCCAACCACCAAGUGCUAGCCUGCCAAACCCAUCAGCUGUCUCUCAAACAGCACCGCAGAGCACUGGAUAUGGUUACUAUGGCCAACAGAUUCCUGCAGUGUCGACUCCAUUCAAUCCCAGCUAUAGUUACAGUCAGGCACCACCAGCUGAGGGCAGUGGUUAUGAUCAGGGCCACAGUCAGCCAACUUAUGGGCUAAAUGUCUCCAGUGGUACUCAUGAUCAGCAGGCAGCAUAUGCAGCUUCAUUUUAUGGACAAACUACUUCCUCGACUGAUGGAGCAGUUUCCUUGCAGUCUAAUAACCCGUCAUAUCCAUAUGCGCAGGCUUACAGUCAACCAACAGCUAACCUUCAGGCUGUAUAUUACGCUCCUUCCAGCUUCAUGCAUCCUCCACCUGCUCAAACAGGCUAUGAUCAAACUUACUCCCAGACAACUUAUGGAGGUUCGCAAGGAGUCCCAGCCCCUCCACCCCAAUCACAACCAGUUUAUGGGCAAGGUGGAUAUACCAUGCAGCCACCCCCUGCACCAGAAAAUUACUAUCAGGGUACAAAUCAUCCUGAUUAUGGGCAGCCACCAGCAGCACCAGAACCUUCAACUCAAGCUACUCAACCACCCUUGAACGGGUCUUGACGGCCAUCAGUUGGUGCAGCUGAAAUUGUCAGAUGAAAAUUUGAAUCCAGGCCGUGAUUCAACUUCUAGCCAAGGAAUUGUUCAUUCUGAAACCUGAAUUUUGGCUGGUAGUUUUUGUUUAGUAAAAAAUAUUAUUGGACAUAGAAUGUGAACCUAGGAUAUCUUCCCUUUUUGACAAGGGAGUAACUUACGAGCAGCCAACUCCCUUGGAAUUGCAAAUAUAUUUGCCACAAAAGGAUUUGCAACAUAAUCAUUUGGGUGC
Molecule: messenger RNA, 1912 nt
Organism: Tripterygium wilfordii
Lineage: Eukaryota; Viridiplantae; Streptophyta; Magnoliopsida; Celastrales; Celastraceae
Product: far upstream element-binding protein 1-like
Exons: 7
Coding region: 103-1650 (515 amino acids)
Biological process (GO): regulation of gene expression
Cellular component (GO): cytoplasm
Molecular function (GO): mRNA binding
Source: RefSeq, a predicted model, not a curated record